AUGAAUUGGGAUCUGACAAUUAGAGAGGAUAAGUUUGUUGCUCUCACUGCAACUAGUGCUACAGAUGAGAUGGCUUAUCAAAAGGACUGGGAACUCUCUAACAAUUUUUGUAAGUCUCUCGUUAAGGCUCACAUUAGUCAGAGCAUUAAGGUGUUUAUUCCUAAAUGUGAUACCAUCAUGGAAUAUUUUAAGGUCAUAGAAUCCCAGUUUUUCAGUUCUGAUAAAGCAGUUGCCAUGACACUCAUUUGUCAGUUCAACUCUAUUAAGUACAAUCCAAAACGACCCAACCCAUCAGAACUCCAUCUACCACAACUACAAGAACCCUCCCCACGCCCUUUCUAUACUUCUAACCCUUCGACUCCACAAUUCACAACUCACAACUCUCUCAAAACAAAGAAAGAAAGAGAAAAAGAGCAAUACCCACAAUCUCUCAAACUGGCGAUCGACAACCAAGAACCCACUAUGAAGGAGAUCAAACCUAAGAACAGAAGAAUCAUGGGAGCUGGAGGACCAGACGACGAUGACAGCAGGUGGCCUCCAUGGUUGCGCCCUCUUCUUCAGACUACCUUCUUCGUUCAAUGCAAGUUACAUGCCGACUCCCAUAAGUCGGAAUGUAAUAUGUACUGCUUGGAUUGUAUGAAUGGCAGCCUCUGCUCUCUCUGCCUCGCCUAUCACAAAGACCAUAGAGCCAUUCAGAUAAGGAGAUCUUCAUACCAUGAUGUGAUUAGGGUUAAUGAGAUUCAGAAGGUAUUGGACAUUGGCGGAGUCCAGACUUACAUUAUCAACAGUGCCAGAGUCGUCUUCCUUAAUGAACGCCCUCAGCCUAGGCCAGGCAAAGGUGUAACCAACAUUUGUGAGGUCUGCGAACGAAGCCUUCUCGAUUCCUUCCGAUUCUGUUCUCUGGGUUGCAAGAUUGUGGGUUCUUCCAAGAACUUCAGGAAGAAGAAACGUCAUCAGGGUUUGGCUUCAGAUGAAGAAGAAUCUUACAGUAGCAGCAGUAGCCAUGGAAAUGAGAAGAAAAAAGUUCAGAGCUUCACCCCUUCGACGCCGCCACCAACUGCGGUAAAUUACAGAACUGCCAAGCGGAGGAAGGGAAUUCCUCACAGAGCACCAAUGGGAGGACUCAUUAUACAAUAUUAGAAGUCUUUACUCUUUUUGUUUAAUUACCCCUGAUAUCCUCAUAUACGAAGUAAAUAUCACAAUGCCCCCUUGUUUUCAAUCAGCUUUUCAUGUUUUUCCCCGUGCAACACGCGAGCUUUUACCGAGUUAGACAGGAGGCCGGUGCUGUGGGAGACAAGAGAAGGAGACUACAAAAUAUCUGAUGUACAUAGCAAAGAAAUGUGAAAGGUUAAAAGGGCUCAAAGAAUAAGACGUGAAGAGGCGAGGAGGUGAAUAAGAUCUGUAGGAGGAGUUGUAAGUGAAAAUAGAUUGGUAUAAGCUUAGAUAAGGGUAAUAUACUUGAGUUUUUUUUGCCUUUUUGGUAAGGAAUAUACUUAAGUUUUGUUGAAGUCAUAAUUGGGGUGGGAAAAUGUAAAUAUAAUUUGUGAGUAGGGAGUAAAAUGUAGUACUGGAUAUAGCAAUGUGUCUCUAAUUAUAUAAACAGGAAAUGCAGUGAAAUAAAAGAUGUACCAUCCAUGUCUAUUCUAUUGCUUUGUGCCUACUGCCUAAUAAAUUUUGAAAGUUUUCGAUCGA
Molecule: messenger RNA, 1692 nt
Organism: Macadamia integrifolia
Lineage: Eukaryota; Viridiplantae; Streptophyta; Magnoliopsida; Proteales; Proteaceae
Product: protein RGF1 INDUCIBLE TRANSCRIPTION FACTOR 1-like
Exons: 5
Coding region: 1-1140 (379 amino acids)
Source: RefSeq, a predicted model, not a curated record